AUGCAAAAACUGCAAAUCUAUGUUUAUAUUUACCUGUUUAUGCUGAUCGUGGCUGGCCCAGUGGAUCUAAAUGAAAACAGUGAGCAAAAAGAAAAUGUGGAAAAAGACGGGCUGUGUAAUGCAUGCACUUGGAGACAAAACAGUAAAUAUUCAAGAAUAGAAGCCAUAAAGAUUCAAAUCCUCAGUAAACUUCGCCUGGAAACAGCUCCUAACAUCAGCAAAGAUGCUAUAAGACAACUUUUACCCAAAGCUCCUCCACUCCGGGAACUGAUUGAUCAGUACGACGUUCAGAGGGAUGACAGCAGUGAUGGCUCUUUGGAAGAUGACGAUUAUCACGCUACGACGGAAACAAUCAUUACUAUGCCUACCGAGUCUGAUUUUCUAAUGCAAGUGGAAGGAAAACCCAAAUGUUGCUUCUUUAAAUUUAGCUCUAAAAUACAAUACAAUAAAGUAGUAAAGGCACAACUAUGGAUAUAUCUGAGACCCGUGAAGACUCCUACAACAGUGUUUGUGCAAAUCCUGAGGCUCAUCAAACCUAUGAAAGACGGUACAAGGUAUACUGGAAUCCGAUCUCUGAAACUUGACAUGAACCCAGGCACUGGUAUUUGGCAGAGCAUUGAUGUGAAGACAGUGUUGCAAAAUUGGCUCAAACAACCUGAAUCCAACUUAGGCAUUGAAAUCAAAGCUUUAGAUGAGAAUGGUCAUGAUCUUGCUGUAACCUUCCCAGGACCAGGAGAAGAUGGGCUGAAUCCCUUUUUAGAGGUCAAGGUAACGGACACACCAAAAAGAUCCAGAAGAGAUUUUGGUCUUGACUGUGAUGAGCACUCAACAGAAUCACGAUGCUGUCGCUACCCUCUAACUGUGGAUUUUGAAGCUUUUGGAUGGGAUUGGAUUAUUGCGCCCAAGAGAUACAAGGCCAAUUACUGCUCUGGAGAGUGUGAAUUUGUGUUUUUACAAAAGUAUCCUCAUACUCAUCUUGUACACCAAGCAAACCCCAGAGGUUCAGCAGGUCCUUGCUGUACUCCCACAAAGAUGUCUCCAAUUAAUAUGCUAUAUUUUAAUGGCAAAGAACAAAUAAUAUAUGGGAAAAUUCCAGCCAUGGUAGUAGACCGCUGUGGGUGCUCAUGA
Molecule: messenger RNA, 1128 nt
Organism: Oryctolagus cuniculus (rabbit)
Lineage: Eukaryota; Metazoa; Chordata; Mammalia; Lagomorpha; Leporidae
Gene: MSTN
Product: myostatin
Cellular component (GO): extracellular region
Molecular function (GO): cytokine activity; growth factor activity
Source: RefSeq, marked provisional